UUUUUUUGACAGUGACAAAACACACUGGUUUCAGAAAAUGAGCGUAAUUUCAAUUUCAGAACCGAGUGAGAAAUUCUUCGUUGCAGGAAUAAUUACGUGUAAAGAAUUUCAAAAAUGUCGAUACAUAGUUACCAAAUUGAACAAAUGUUUCCCAAAACUAUACGAAGAACCUCAAAUAAGGCCAAUGUUGAACAUGGAAUGGGAGGAAUUUUUAACGAAUAAAAGAAGAAAAUAUGGCAACGGUCUGUGGGCCGUGAAGAAACCAGUGGUGAUUUUUUCAAACGGUGAAUAUCUGGGAGACGACACAACCCUUAUAAAACACGUUUCGAAAAAAUUUCGAUUCGCUCUCAACAUGGACUGGUACGAAAUGGGAAAAUGUCACUUGGUGGAAUUCCUCAAGAACAUCAUGCGAAAAUUCCGCCAAUUGGCAUACAUCACGGUAUCCAUCAACCGCAGAGUAGUUGGGACCAUGAUGUUCGAGCUCUACAAUGAUCUUGUGCCGCUAGCCUGUGAAAAUUUUCUAACAAAAUGCAAACUCGAAACCGGUGGAUAUACAGGAUCGCCCAUACAAAGGAUCGUGAAAAACAGUUGGAUCCAAUGCGGUGGCUGGAUCAUUCCGGAAAAAAAGAUGCGGUGCGAAAACUACGUGAUUCCGCACGACAGGCGCGGCGUUCUUUGCAUGUGCAACAGUGGCAGACAUAAAGGCAACAGCGCCCAGUUUUUCGUCACUUUGGCACCUGCCCCUUGGAUGGACUACAGAUAUGUGGCUUUCGGGCAAUUGAUACAGGGGGCGGAAGUUCUGAGGCAAAUCGAAGAAGUGCCAACGUACUAUGAAUGCCCACAACUGCCCAUUGACAUUGCGAUGAGCGGAGAAGUCACCUUCGACAAUACUCCCAACUUCUCCAGUUACGAGGAGUUUCAGGAAUUGCAACACAUGCAACCGACCUCGCUGCUGGACUGUCUAAUAGGUCCCAGGGGUGGAGCCAGUCCUUCGACAAUUUCCGUAUUUUCCAAGGCGGAUUCGAAACAAGGAAUAGAAAGCUACAUGAAAGGAUACCUGCGCUUCCAAGAUAUGGACGAAUAUUAUUGUGAUGAUAAAGGCCAACAGAUUGAAGAAGUGGAUGAUGAUUACAUUGAAAGCGAAAUUAUGGAAACUCCUUCAUUAGAUCUAUUUACACUGAACGACAAAGAUACAUACUGCCAGUCUCCCAGCGAUACUACAAUAUAAAAUUGUAAAUACAAAAUAAAUGUGGAAUAUACAUUGAACCAAUUCAUUAAUGCACCAGCCAUUUCAUUUAUUUUUGUUACUUAGAAAAGGUCACCUACUAU
Phaedon cochleariae (mustard beetle) is the source of this 1329-nucleotide messenger RNA. The record is from the annotation of a GenBank genome assembly. Lineage: Eukaryota; Metazoa; Arthropoda; Insecta; Coleoptera; Chrysomelidae.